AUGUGUAACCGGAAGCAGAAUCGACGCUGGCAGACCAAGCAAGAUCCGAAAAGAACAUGGCGGCUAAGCCAGAUCCACUUUGCUGUGCAUCUGCUCAACUUUCUGGAGCACUACAAAAUUCACUCGCUUACGGCUCGCAGCUCUGUGGGACGGCGUCUGGCCUUGUUUCAGACGGAGUUCCAACUGCGUGAUAUCCGCAAACAGCAUUGGGCCCCAGCCUUCUUAUCAACCUUGAUUUGUUCGAUGGUCGAGCUGUCCGAGAGUUGGACUCGUGCACAGCAUAAGCACAGAUUGAAUGUCAGGCUCCGCAGUGCCGCUGUCUCGCGUACGGCGUGGCUGCAUUGGCAUGCCUCGGUGUCAGAGGUUGCACUUUCAUCCAUCGAUAUCACACUGCGUACACUUGCUUGUUGUCGCAUGGCUAAGAGCAAGCUUGACGUUGUCAAGCCGCAACGAGAGGCGACUGGCGCUUAG
This is a messenger RNA of Pseudozyma hubeiensis SY62, 471 nucleotides long. RefSeq lists its product as hypothetical. The transcript has 3 exons. Lineage: Eukaryota; Fungi; Basidiomycota; Ustilaginomycetes; Ustilaginales; Ustilaginaceae. The record is from RefSeq and is a predicted model, not a curated record. The coding region runs from base 1 to 471 and encodes 156 amino acids.